AUGUCUCAAUCCCUGAAUGGCGCAGGCGACUCGCCGUCCAAGAGAACAAACGUCUUUAGACAUUUCAGGUUAAAAUCGUGGGCAAUCGGUGCUAGCUGCCUGGCAUUGCUAGUAACGAUCGGUGGAGCUCAUGGGGUGCCUAACAGCCCAAUGGCUUCGCGGAACAACGCUGCGGCGGCGAUUGAAUCAAUGAUGGACUUUUAUGAUCCAGUCACUGGCCGAUGGCAACCAGAAGCACCAUGGUGGACGACGGGCAAUGCACUACAGGCAUUGCUUGAUUACAUGGCAAAGACUGGCUCAAGACAAUACAUGCCGCAGGUCAACAACACCGUUACCAUUCAGAGCGCCCCGCUUGCUUGGUGGCCUUCUGGUGGCGGCGACUUUCGGGCUGAUUCGACAGACGAUACUGGAUGGUGGGGACUCGCCAUGGUCCGCCUGUACGAGCUGACCCGGGACCCGAAAUACCUUACCAUUGCAAAGGAAGAUGAGGCAUACAUGUAUAGUUACUGGAGUAACGACACCUGCGGCGGAGGCAUCGUGUGGGAUAUACCAUCUAGGAGCUACAAAAAUGCGAUAAGCAAUGAGCUGUACUUCAAGCUCGCAGCAUCGCUACACAACAUCAUUCCACACGAUACGUUUUACCUCUCUCGCGCUUUGCAGGGGUGGAAAUGGUUUAAGGCGAGCGGGAUGAUCAACAGUGCAAACUUGGUAAAUGAUGGUUUAUCAGAGCAAGGUACUACUUGUACGAACAAUGGUGCUACGACCUAUACCUACAACCAAGGGGUGAUCUUAGGCGGCCUGGUCCAACUUUACAAGGCUACCGGUGACCAAAGCCUCAUUAAAACGGCCCGCAGCAUUGCCGAUGCUGUUAUCACUAGCCCUCUCUUGUCACCAAAAGGGAUCUUGACUGAGCCGUGCGAGGCCGAUGACAGCUGUGACCCUAACGGGCCUGCAUUUAAGGGGAUAUUUGUUCGGAAUCUCGACGAGCUUGAUGACAUCCUGCCAGGUCAUCCCUACCGCCAUUACUUGCAACAACAGGUUCACUCCAUGUAUACUUUGGAUCGAAACAGUAGCGGGUUUUAUGGACUCAGCUGGGCCGGCCCCUUUGACAAAUCUGAAAUCGCUCGACAGACAUCUGCUGUCUCCCUAUUAGUCGCAGUUCUCUAG
Messenger RNA from Venustampulla echinocandica, 1167 nucleotides. RefSeq names its product Glycoside hydrolase family 76 protein. Gene Ontology annotation, biological process: carbohydrate metabolic process. The transcript has a single exon. The record is from RefSeq and is a predicted model, not a curated record. NCBI's taxonomy places the organism in Eukaryota, Fungi, Ascomycota, Leotiomycetes, Helotiales, Pleuroascaceae. The coding region runs from base 1 to 1167 and encodes 388 amino acids.